Messenger RNA from Helianthus annuus (common sunflower), 1602 nucleotides. Its product is annotated as phosphoglycerate kinase, cytosolic. Gene Ontology annotation, cellular component: cytosol. The transcript has 6 exons. Gene Ontology annotation, molecular function: phosphoglycerate kinase activity; ATP binding; ADP binding. The record is from RefSeq and is a predicted model, not a curated record. The coding region runs from base 172 to 1377 and encodes 401 amino acids. Lineage: Eukaryota; Viridiplantae; Streptophyta; Magnoliopsida; Asterales; Asteraceae. Gene Ontology annotation, biological process: glycolytic process; gluconeogenesis.
GGGCCAAGACAAAAACAAGCUACAAGCCCACCGUGUUAUGCAGACAAACACCCUUUUUAUUUCUACAAAAGCCAACGUCACGUCCUCAUUUUCUCACUACCAACUGCUAGGGUUUCCUUCUCGAUCUUUCCGCUUCAAUUAUCAUCAUCUUCAUCUGAAUCUGAGAUCAAAAUGGCCACCAAAAAGAGUGUUAGUAGCUUAACAGAAGGAGAUCUGAAGGGGAAACGAGUGUUCGUUAGGGUUGAUCUGAACGUACCGUUGGAUGAUAGCUUCAAAAUCACCGAUGAUACUCGCAUCCGUGCUGCUGUUCCUACUGUCAAGUACUUGAUGUCUCAUGGCGCUAGAGUCAUCCUUUCUUCUCAUCUGGGACGUCCAAAGGGUGUAACGCCAAAGUUCAGCCUGAAGCCACUAGUGCCAAGACUCUCAGAACUCCUUGGAAUCGAGGUCAAGAUGGCAGACGACUGCAUCGGACCAGAUGUUGAGAAACUGGUUGCUGAAAUCCCAGAGGGGGGUGUUCUACUUCUCGAAAACGUGAGGUUUUAUAAAGAAGAAGAGAAAAACGACCCAGAAUUCGCAAAGAAAUUGGCAUCCCUAGCCGACCUGUACGUCAACGAUGCAUUUGGCACCGCACACAGAGCCCAUGCAUCUACCGAGGGUGUCGCAAAGCAUUUGAAACCCGCUGUUGCUGGUUUCCUUAUGCAAAAGGAGCUUGACUACCUUGUUGGAGCUGUAUCAAACCCUAAGAAGCCAUUUGCCGCGAUCGUUGGCGGCUCAAAGGUGUCUAGCAAAAUCGGUGUUAUCGAGUCACUAUUAGAAAAGGUCGACAUCCUUGUUCUCGGUGGAGGAAUGAUAUUUACGUUCUACAAAGCACAAGGGCUAGCUGUCGGUUCUUCACUAGUCGAAGAAGAUAAACUUGAUCUUGCAACAACCCUUCUUGAAAAGGCCAAAUCUAAAGGAGUGUCACUUUUACUCCCCUCUGACGUUGUCAUCGCUGACAAGUUCGCUGCUGAUGCAAACAGCAAGAUUGUUCCAGCAUCUAGCAUUCCAGACGGAUGGAUGGGAUUGGAUAUCGGACCAGAUUCCAUCAAGUCGUUUAGUGAAGCUUUGGACACCACCAAGACUGUCAUCUGGAAUGGACCCAUGGGUGUGUUCGAGUUUGACAAAUUUGCCAUAGGCACAGAGGCUAUUGCAAAGAAGCUAGCAGAGCUUAGCGGGAAGGGUGUGACAACCAUCAUUGGAGGCGGUGAUUCUGUUGCGGCGGUUGAGAAAGUUGGACUAGCUGACAAGAUGAGUCACAUAUCAACCGGUGGUGGUGCUAGUUUGGAGCUUCUAGAAGGUAAGCCGCUUCCCGGUGUGCUUGCGUUGGAUGAAGCUUGAGCCAGUGUAUGUUAGUAUGUUACAAUGGAACUGAAGUUGUUGGUUAAGGGUCUGGGUUCAGACUUGAAGUUAAUAAGUGGUUGUGAGAGCCAUCAUAUGGCUAGCUUUUGAGUUGAGAACAUUUGAUGAGUGGUUUUGACUUUAUAACUACAUCUUUUUUUGUUGCAUAGUUUUGUUUAACUAGUAACUUUCAUGUGGUAUCAUCUGGUUUUUUGUGCGAUUUGA